Messenger RNA from Closterium sp. Yama58-4, 1230 nucleotides. The record is from the annotation of a GenBank genome assembly. NCBI's taxonomy places the organism in Eukaryota, Viridiplantae, Streptophyta, Zygnematophyceae, Desmidiales, Closteriaceae.
AUGUCGUACGUUCGGUUCACUGUACGCGCCCACAUUAAUGUAUUUACUCGAGUCGAGUUCGGAAAACCUAGCUCGUCCCGAUCCCCCGCCGUACCAUCAGUAGCCGCAGCGCGACCGGAGCGCGGCCGCCGCCUCGCGGUGGACGAGCCGCAGGUGUUGGCAACAUCUGUCGGCCGGGUGGGUCUGCUCCUGCAGUCGAGCGACGAUUCUCGCGAUCGAGGAGUCACCGCGAGUGGGGCCACCAAUCCUCGUCGCCGCAAUGCCAGCGAAGGUGUCGCGAAUGUCGUGAAUGAUGUCGCGAGGGUCGCGUCUAACGUUCCAGAAUCUGCCGUCGCCGGAACGACAGCGUGCGACGUGACGAAAGGGCGGUGGACCGCUGAUCCGUCGCUGCCGCUGUACGACGCGAGAUCGUGCCCGUUCAUCCCGAAAAAGUUCAACUGCGCUUCAAACGGACGGCCUGAUAACGAGUACGAAAAAUGGCGGUGGGAGGUCGACGGAAACGGAUGCACCCCACCGCAUCCGACGCGAUCUACACUCUGCGAGCUACUAAAGAACAAACGGAUAAUCUAUAUCGGGGAUUCGAUCAUGGAGAACAUGUUUUCAUCCAUGGCGUGCAUGGCUCAUCGACUCCUGGGAGCCCCGGACGUGACACCGGGGAAGGUGGAGCGAUCGUACUCGCUGCACUGGUCGCCGUGCAACAUCACACUCACCCUCAUCUGGAGUGUGUUCAUGGUGCAGACAGAAUGGGUGGACGCCAGGGACCUAUUCAAGGGAGGGCAGCUGGAUGUGAGCGCACCCGACAGCACAUGGGCAGAUGUCGUGCCCUCCUAUGACGUCAUCGUCUUCAACACUGGAAACUGGUGGAAACCGAGGCAGGUACAGCGCUACGGCCUCACACUCAACCCGCCCUUCCACCAAACCAGCAUCGUUGAAGCCUACCCGCACGGCCUCACAACCAUUCUCACCGCACUGCACCGCAGGCAGCGCGUUACGGCGCGCGCGUUCCUGGUUACCAGCGUGUCGUUCCAGUUCAACGCCAGCUGUCCCGCCACUCAGCCCAUUGCUGACAUGGCGACGGCACGCACAACGAUGGCGGUGCUGACCCGGGGGAAGAACGAGCAGCUGGUGACGGCCAUCAUUUCGUCUCUUAUGCUGCAGUUUUCUGAGGCGCCUCGACAGAAGACAAGCAUUAGUAGCAAGCUGGCAGAUGCCGUGCCACCUUCUCAGUAA